This is a messenger RNA of Archocentrus centrarchus (flier cichlid), 1952 nucleotides long. It is a transcript of the gene efemp2a, whose product is annotated as EGF containing fibulin extracellular matrix protein 2a. NCBI's taxonomy places the organism in Eukaryota, Metazoa, Chordata, Actinopteri, Cichliformes, Cichlidae. Gene Ontology annotation, molecular function: calcium ion binding. Bases 289 to 1599 code for a protein of 436 amino acids. The record is from RefSeq and is a predicted model, not a curated record. The transcript is spliced from 12 exons.
UCAGCUGCUCCAGCUGUCGGUCUCCCCACUCACUCUCUCUCUCAGGGUCAUACAGGCAGGAGUUUAAGGGACCACUUCUGUACGCCAACUCAGACGACCACAGCCAGCAGGAGGACACACUGGUCAGACGGAAACUGAGAGACACAAAAUUCAUCUAUACCACUGCUCUGCACAUCACAAAGGCUCGUCUUCAGGGCACUGCUACCUGUUUGAUUGUUGUGUGUGCGCGCGCGCUUGUGUGCAUGUUCCAGUCCGAUCUCCCAAUCUCCCAUCAAAUAGUGUAUUAGUAUGCAGGGUGCUUGUGUGCCAAUCUUGUGUGUGUGCAUAUGUGUGACUGUGCUCCUCCGCAGUGCGAUUUCACAGCCACGUACAGAAAGUGACACCUACACGGAAUGCACAGAUGGGUAUCAUUGGGACCCUCAGACUGAGCACUGCAAAGACAUAAAUGAGUGUGAGACCAUUCCUGAUGCCUGCAAAGGGGAAAUGAAGUGCUUCAACCACUACGGAGGGUACCUGUGCCUUCCCCGCUCUGCAUCACUCAUCCCUGCUCCAGGGCCUAUUACACCCCGUGAGCCCUUAAACCCGUGCCCUUUGGGCUAUGAGCCUCAGGGAGACAGCUGUGUGGACAUCGACGAGUGCGAGCGACACGAGCACGACUGCCAACCCAGCCAGGAGUGCAUCAACUCAAUGGGUGCUUUCACCUGUCAGUGUCCGGAUGGAUACCGGAAAGUCGGCACAGAGUGCGUUGAUAUUGAUGAGUGCAGGUACAGGUACUGUCAGCAUCGCUGUGUCAAUGUACCCGGCUCCUUCUCUUGCCAGUGUGAACCUGGUUUCCAGCUGGCAGGAAACAACCGAUCUUGCAUUGAUGUGAAUGAAUGUGAGAUGGGUGCCCCCUGCUCUCAGAAGUGCUACAACACAUAUGGCACCUUCCUCUGUCGCUGUGAUCAGGGCUAUGAGCUCGGCCCUGAUGGCUUUGCAUGUAAAGACAUCGAUGAGUGCAGCUAUUCCAGUUACCUGUGCCAGUACCAGUGUGUCAACGAACCAGGGAAGUUCUCCUGCGUGUGCCCAGAAGGAUACCGACUGCUGGGCACCAGAAUGUGUCAGGAUAUAAACGAAUGUGAAACGGGAGAGCAUCAGUGUACGGAGACACAGACCUGUGUGAAUAUCCAUGGACAAUACCAGUGCGUGGACAAGAACCGAUGCCAGGACCCUUACGUCCAAGUGUCUGACAACCGCUGUGUAUGCCCGGUCAACAACCCUGCCUGUCGAGAGCUGCCUUUCUCCAUCGUGCACCGCUACAUGAGCAUCACCUCCGAGCGCGCCGUCCCCUCAGACAUCUUCCAGAUUCAGGCUACAAGCGUCUCUGCAAGGGCUUACAACACCUUCCGCAUCCGCUCUGGUGACGAGAACGGAGACUUUUACAUCAGGCAAAUCAAUAACAUCAGUACCGUAUGCAAACAGAUCGUAGCAGCAAUGUCUCACAGCAGCCUUAAAAUGAUUAGUCCAGUCAAAGUCAUUCCCUGUUUUCCUGUUAUCAUGUUUACUGUUAUUCGGUCAUUCUUCAGUCAGUGUGUAGCAAGAGGUUUUUACUCUGUUUAGGGCGAUAACGGAUCUGUGUGACAUAUUUUCUGUCUGCCUUCAGGUGGAAUGAUUCACGCCCGGCGUCACCAGAUUUAUCUGUUUUCACCAGUUUACACCCUUAUCUUCCUCUGUUUGUCACUUUAUUCUUGUCAGCCCUGUUUCCUGUUGACAGACGUGAUUCAGUAACCACUCACAUCAGACCUCAGCACCCACGUUCCUCCUUCGCCCUCCGCCGUCGUUCAUUUACUGAUGUUCCCUAAAUCUCCCGCCACUGCCGUUCCUGAGUUUGUCACAUUGCUGUUUGUGUUUUUACUUUGUAAUUUUUUUUUUUGUUUGUUUUAAGAUUUGAACCCAAAUAAAACAAACCUUUU